Molecule: messenger RNA, 715 nt
Organism: Lotus japonicus
Lineage: Eukaryota; Viridiplantae; Streptophyta; Magnoliopsida; Fabales; Fabaceae
Product: blue copper protein 1a-like
Exons: 2
Coding region: 81-554 (157 amino acids)
Cellular component (GO): plasma membrane
Molecular function (GO): electron transfer activity
Source: RefSeq, a predicted model, not a curated record
CAAAUUGAUCUAAGCAAUAAAACUUGCAAGCUAGUAGUCCUUGUUAAUUAGAUUAACUCUCAUCGAUCAGUUCAAAUCAAAUGGGUUCUUCUCACGUAGCCUUCUUUGCCAUUUCAAUGAUUUUGGUUUCCUCAAUUGCCAUAGCAACUGAUCAUAUGGUGGGUGAUGACAAGGGCUGGACUGUGGACUUCAACUACACUAAGUGGACUCAGGACAAGGUUUUCCAUGUUGGUGACAACCUUGUGUUCAAUUAUGACAAUGCGAAGCACAAUGUGUUCAAAGUGAGUGGUGCAUCUUUCAAAGAUUGCACCAUUCCACCAGCAAAUGAAGCACUCUCCACUGGAAAGGACAUCAUUCCACUGACAACUGAAGGAAGGAAAUGGUACAUUUGUGGGAAGGCUGAUCACUGCAUUGCUCGUCAAAUGAAGUUUGUGAUCAAUGUUGAAGCACAAGCUGCACCUGCUCCUUCUUCUACUGCUCACUCUGUGCUAUCAUCUGUCUUUGGGGUCAUCAUCAUGUCACUUACGGCUGCCAUCACAAUUAUCUUUGAAUGAGAGACAAUGCCAAUUUUCAAGCUUAAUUUGGUUUUAAAAACAAGAGUUUCCGCUAACUCAUUGGCGAGAUGUUGAUGUUGCCACAUUUUUUUAAGCUUGUUCAUGAAUUAUGAUGAUUUUAUUUUAGUUCGAUCUUAAUAUCACAUCUAAACUUUAAUUUA